GGAAAUGGAAGUUUAAGGCCACAGAGAUUUACAGCGGUAAACAUUUUCUAAAAAGACCUGCUGGAGUUAGCGUGAUUAUGCGCCGUGCGAGUGUGGACGGUAUAUUUGUGUGGAAGCCAAGGCCCCCGCUUAUAAUGGCGGCGUUCUCGUACCGUGGCUUCAGUGCUGCUUGAGCCAUGGCUGUGAACGCUGGUACGUCCGUGUCGCGAGAGCGUUAGUUGUCAGUGACUGUUUCUCAACGCCUUGUUAAAGAAUAUUCGCCAAGAAACGACAGUGACUAAAUACCUCAAGAUUUUUACCUAAAAUACGGAUCAUUUCAAGACAAUAGUGUAUCUCCUUUUCCACUCAAGGUGUAUGAGUAUAGAUGCAUUACUCAGAAGUAAUAUAUCCUCACAAUAGGCUAAGUUGAGAUUUGCCGUGCUGGAUUACAAAGAAAUAAAGCAGUGAAGUACGAGCGUAAGAGGAGUUGUAAAUUGUGAUAUUUGAAAGUGAAUUGUGAAAAGUGAGUAAGUGAAAUAACAAAGAUAAAAAAUUAAGUUAAAAUGAAUGAAAUUCAGGAAAACAUGCGUCAUGGUGUGGUAGGUUUCCGUCAUGGACCUCGCUUGGAACCUUUCGACUCGAGGCACAAGACGGUGCCCGAUCUGUGCCCGAACGAGGAAACAAACUCUUCCCACACUACGCCCAAGGAGGAUGUCAGCCCCUUGGUAGCGCCCAUGGUGGUGCGAGGAGGGGCGACAGCGGCAGCAGCAGCGGUGGCGGCAGCGGCGGCGGCGACGGCGACGGCGGCGACCGGAGCAUGUGGCGCUACCAAUGGUGGAGCAUUAUCCCCCACGACCUCCCCAAGCUCUGUCCCUACAUUCCCCCCAGUGCCAACGUUAGUGGCAGGCAAAUAUCUCUUGACUCGACCUCUAGACCAUUCCGCGUGCCACGCCACACACAUCCACACAAGGCAGAAUUUACUGGUGAAGCCCCUAGAUGGCAGAGCAGCCCAUGAACUGGUAGCUCACCACGCCCUAAUGGGUGGGUGUGAUGGCGUACGUUCCCCCAUAGAGAUGGUCGUGUCGGGGUGCAGACGGAGGGCGUGGGUGGUGUAUGCCGCCCACCACGGGGACCUCCAUUCCUACGUCCGAGUGAGGCGUCGGCUGCGGGAGGUGGAAGCCCAGAGGUUAUUCACCAAGGUGGCUGUGACCGUGGCCGCCUGCCACGACGCCGGCCUUGUGCUCAGGGACCUCAAACUACGGAAAUUCGUCUUCACGGAUCCAGAAAGACAUCAGUUGUCGCUGGAAAGCUUAGAAGACAGCGUAUUGGUGGGCGAUGAAGAUUGGCUCCAGGAUAAGCACGGUUGUCCUGCCUAUGUCGCCCCGGAAAUCCUUACCUCAUCUUCGUAUUCUGGAAAGGCAGCUGAUAUGUGGGGGCUGGGAGUCAUGCUCUACACUAUGCUUGUGGGAAGGUAUCCAUUCCAUGAUUCAGAUACGUCAUCAUUGUUUGCCAAAAUCAGAUGUGGUGAAUUCAAAGUUCCAGAAUGGGUAAGCUCUAGGGCACGGCACUUGAUUACAGCCCUAUUAAGGCGAGACCCUGCACGCCGAUUGGCUGUUCAAGAUGUUUUGUCGCAUCCCUGGCUGACCAGACCCCCCCGUGACCAUCCACCCAGGGACCCAAGCGAUCACACCGUCCCUACCAUGUUUAUUCAACCAUCAAAUCAUCUGUGUCACCCUGAAAAAAUGUCAUCCUUAAGCUCCUCUCCCUCUUCAUCUCAUUCUUCUUCUUCCAUGAACCAUACACCAAGUUUCUUUGGCCUUUAAGUAAAACGUAAAAUAUUAAUUAAAGUUCUCCUAGACUGCAUAGAGCUAUGGCAUAUCCUUUGCUUCGUAAAAUCGCCAGACAUUCUCUCUCUCUCUCUCUCUCUCUCUCUCUCUCUCUCUCUCUCUCUCUCUCUCUCUCUCUCUCUCUCUCUCUCUCUCUCUCUAAAUGAGGAGCUAUUGGAGACAGGCUAUGAGUUGGCAACCCUGUUCUUGAGAGUUAAAGAGCGAGUAGCUCUUCCAACUGAUAGCAGUGUUCCUCCCAUGCCAAAAAGAGUUCGUUUUCAGUUACAAGAGAACGAUGUAAAACACAAGUGCCAUGCAUUGCAUUACAUUUCAUCUUAUCAGCAGCCAAAUGGAGCUGGUACGAUAGACUGCCAGAUGAGAGAGGGAUCCUUGCGGUUAUGGUUUGGUUGACAACCACCAUUUUCCGUACUUCACACUUAAAAAGAGUCCCAAACACUUCAUUCUAUAUCUCUUGUCUUUCACGCUGGGUCACCUACAUGACCUGCAUGCUGGUCGUUGUUCAAUGGUACAGUCACUGUGUGGGGUAUCAAAGGGCCUCCAGAUGCGACAUCGUGAACUGCUGAACGUAAUUGAAGUGGAUGAAAUUAUCCGGGUUGAAUGAGAAUUGUCAUUGAAUUUAUUCUUGAUACACCAAUGACACAAGAAUAUGGGUGGAGGUGCUUUCCUUGCCUUUUCGAAUAAAGUAUACUUGUUUAAAAUACGGAAUGAAGAAUAUUGAAGUGUAAAUGAAGUGGAAAUAAUUGCAUGAACAUUUUUUCAUAUUGUGCCCUGUGUAUAUUUUGUAAGUGCUUUCCAUAUCAAAACCAGUGCAACUUCUAUGAUACUAAUAGAAUUCACUUCUAAAUAUUUUUGGCAGUUUAAUAGUCUGCUACGCAAUGUUUACCCCUUCCUUAGUCUUAGGAAAAUAUCAGAAAGAAAAAACGAAAAAAGGAAACCAGGUAUUUUUCAUGGAAUUUAAUCUCGAUACAAACAGAAGGAAAAUAUCCUUGCAGUGUAUUUUACUAUUACGUGUCUGUGUGCGUGCAUCAGCAUACACAGUACUUGUACACGGGUUUUUUUUUUUUUUUUUUUUUUUUUUUUUGCAUAUACACGCGCACGCAUGCUCUCGCAAACAUCAUAAUUAAGUUGGGAGCACUGUAGAAAUCUGUGAUAAAAAAACUACGUCUUCAAGGUUUCUGGGUUCCAUUUACACGUGCAUUAGAUACUGAGAAUAUUCCAUAUCACAGAGCGUCUAUCCUGAAGUGGUAGCUACAAAGGCAUCGAUCGGUGGACGCUGAUCUGAAAAAGAAUUGUUAGUUUUUUCUUUUCCUUGUUAUACUUUUCAUUCGUUUCAUUUAUUUUUUCCGCACAAUUCGUUUUUCAACCUUGAAGAUGAGUUACUUGUUUUAGAAGAUAAUAUAAUCUCUACAGAUAUUUUUUAGCAUUAUGGUUCGCCUCUGAAUUAAUGGCAAAACAAGUUCUGUACCUCUUUGUAACUUUAAAAAGUAAAUAAAUUAUUCUAUCAAUGAAGUUAAAGUACAAUAUUAAAUAGUAGAAUGUAAAUAUAGUUGUGUGUGCAUAAUUAUGGGCUUUGAAGGAAGAGUAGCUGCUGAAUGCAAUACCGUAAAUGUAAUCUUUCUCAUUAAUUACGCUCUGACAAAUUUCCAGUCAUUCAGUUCAUUCAAGGAUAAUGCAAAAGGUUUGAUCAUUCAUUUCUGGAAAGCCCUUGCAGGAUUUCCAAUUGUUUUCAGUGGUUCAGAUAUUGUCUAGUUAAAUGUCUUAAGGAAUGCAGAAGACCGGUUGAUUAACAUUGCAAACACAGCAUCUUAGGAUUGCAACAGUCUUCAUGAAAUCAUUUGUCGAGUUGGUGUCAUUGGUUCCAGAUUGGCAAAGUUACUCUUAACAGCUUUCUUUGUUGCACUUUUCUUUUGACGUGAAAGUCACACUUGUUGUUAUACCUACUAUUCAUUUUCAUUGCCAGUGGAUCCGAUGUCGUCUGUCUGUCCUGUCUUUAUGACAUUAAUUGGUUUACUGAUCAAAGCAUCAAUUGUUAUGGAACAAUAUGGAAUUUUUGGGCAUUCCAGCCCCUCUGUGGAUUUAAUUAGCUUUAGUGUGCGUUGGAUUGUGCGUCUGUGGAUGUAUCAUUUUACCCAGUGAAAAUAGUAUGGUGAGCUGCUCCUGAUAGGGAUGUCACGUCAAUUUUUUUCUUCUUCUAACUUUUCUCCUUUUCACCUUACGGGCAUUCCUUGCUCACAAGAAGGUUGCAUGGUCGAUAUAGUGUUUGUCGUAGGAGGUAGUUAACUGAAACAUAUCCAUAUUUGUCUUGAUUAAAAAGAAUAGGGGAAAAUUAGGUUAAUUAUAACUCAGUUAAGGGGAGACUUUCAUGCCAUGUUUAUUCAGGAGUUUGCUGCAAGGAAUGACCCAGUGUGUUUGUUCCGCGCAUCGAGUGACUACGGUUGAUUGUCAUUGUGUCAAAUCUUCUCCCACGCAUCUUCCCUUUUGGGCGUUUUUUUUUUUCUUUUUUUUUUUCUCAUCUCUUCUCCACGUCAGGCAUGAGACAAAAUAGUUACGCUUAGUGCGAGAUGAAAGAAAGGAGCAGCAUUGUCAUUUAGUUUUUUUUCUGUUAUUGAUCUUGUCAGGGGGGGCAUGCAUAAUGAGUUGGGAUAGACGCUUCAACAGUGAUUGGUCAGUUAUUUUUAUACUCUGUUACUUGUAAUAUAUACGUAUAAAUAAAUAUAUACAUACCAAUAUCUAAGUCCUCCUAUAUCGUAGCACUACAUCAAAUACUGUGUAUUGGUUGACAUUUUUACUACAGUGCUAGUCGCUUCACACAGGUAGAAAUGCCAAGUUUAGUAGGUUGAACAAAUGAUCAGUUAAACUACUCAAACAAGUUGUGCUCCCCUGACGUAACGUGAUUUAUGUAUAAUUUGUUUUAGGCAAAAAUUAUUUAUUUUCAAAGAGGGUCGUUCUUUGACCCCCAAAGGAUGGCGUUUAUGAUAAGAUGGUACACAUUUUCUUAACUGGUAAGUGGAUGGAAAGAAAGGUCCGAGAAACCAAAUUAAGUUUUCUUUGAGUUGGUCAAGCUUAUUAUUGUUCAGUUUCCUUGGCUUUGUUGCAGAAACCCUUACUGACUAGAACCAAACUCGAGUUGUGUUAGAUAUCAGCAUGUUACUAUUAAGUUUAGUCAUAUUAUCUUCGGCCUUGAUAAUCGUUUCUAAGCUUAAUUUGUAACCUCAGGAUUAUUGAGGAAGAUUACCAUGACCAAAGCUACCUAUGCAUUUGCACAUCAUCAUAUUCUUCGCGUAAAUAGCUAACAUGUUAAAGCAUUUUUUACGAGGUCAGUGAUUAUGUCAGUGAAUUUGUUAGAAUAUGUUCUGAUAGAUUCUUUUUAUAACUAUCCCCCGUGUAAAAUGUACUUCAGCUUGUGCAUAGGUUUUUUGACAAUUUUAGUGGUGUUGCACAUUUGAUGAUUGUAGAAAAGAAAAAAAAAAACCUGACAUGAUUGUAUGUAGCAUAUUUGAGAGUGGCGCAGCCCUUGUCAUAUCCAUGCAAAGAAUACAGGUAUUUUGGGUAUAAUCCUUUGGUGUACUGUAUGUUUGGCAAGGCAUUUUUGUACUUUUUUUUUCUACCAAACAUCUUGUGUAUCAACCAUUAGAGAACCUAUUGACUUGGAGUCUGCUUUUUUCAUCUUCUUAAUUUAUUCAUUGACAGUGUGAGACUGGAAUUCUGAGAAUGCUGACACAAUGCUCACUAAAUUCUCCAAGUAUUUCAGUUUGGGUUCUCUGCUUGUGUCGUAAAUUUUACUGAAGGAACAGACAAAAACUAUUUGUCUCUAUGGGCAAUAUUUCAGAAAAAAAUAAAAAUAAAAAAAUAAAAAGGAAUCAAGUAACAUACCUAAAAAUGAUUAUAUAGAUCAUUCUUUUGCUGAAAAUUGUGCUUACUUGGUCUUCUUAGGUUUUAGUAUCAUAAAUACUAGCGUAUUCAAGCCACUGUUUAGGUAUCGUAUAUUUUGGGAAAAUAGUUUGUAAUCUGAUCUUUCUACCAAUUAUGACAUGUCAUUGCCAUGAUGCUCUUGUACAGUUUGUAUAUAAUGUAAUGUGAAUAUUCCAUGUUAUAAUAAAAGUUUAUGAAAUGC
Molecule: messenger RNA, 5940 nt
Organism: Macrobrachium nipponense
Lineage: Eukaryota; Metazoa; Arthropoda; Malacostraca; Decapoda; Palaemonidae
Product: tribbles homolog 2-like
Exons: 5
Coding region: 543-1802 (419 amino acids)
Biological process (GO): positive regulation of proteasomal ubiquitin-dependent protein catabolic process; regulation of MAP kinase activity; protein phosphorylation
Cellular component (GO): nucleus
Molecular function (GO): ATP binding; protein kinase activity; mitogen-activated protein kinase kinase binding
Source: RefSeq, a predicted model, not a curated record